GCUGUGACAGACAUAUUCUGAAGACUGAUGAUUUACCCAAAAGAUUUAAGAUUAUUACCAGUCCCAGAUCAUGUAAGGUAAAUGGAUAAAAUUGGUAGGAUAUGUACAUGUUACUAGUCUUCGUAGCGCGCGAUGAGAUUUGUGUUGUGUGGAACCGGAAGCGAUGUGCUUGUCAGUAAAUUCCUCCUUUCGAUCGACUCCUUCGCCCUACAGUGCCAUAGGCUUACAGUCAAAGGACAAGCGAGUGAAUCUGAAUGAUUAAUGUUAUUUGUGCAUAUUAUAGAUGAUUAUCGUACAACUACAGCUACAAUAAAAUAUUUAACAUUAGUUUUAUGUCAUUUUAAUGAUAUUUAUUUUUUAUUAAAGAACUUACCAUUCUUAAUAUCACUUGAUAUUGAAUUAUUAAAUGAUCUGAGAAAUAGUAUUGCUUGUGAUGAUAGUAAUAGAAUACCUUUGGAACAAUCGUCAAUAAAUAAUCUAAUUACUUUUAAAAUCAAAUGUAUCCGGGCCAAUAUACAUGUAUUUGACCAAAUUAUUGAAUUAAUAGGCAAUUUUGUAAAAUUAGAAAAAUUAUGUUUCAAUUGUCAAUCGGAUUGUUUUUUUACAACAAAACAGUUUGGUGAUUUAUUAAUCAAAGUAAUAAAUUUAAAAGAAUUAAAUUUAUUCAUUUCAUCAGAAUUAGUAGAAUCUAACGACUUUUAUUGGAUGAACGAUCUUGGACAUUGGACAGAUAAAAUUCAUUGUUUUGGUUUGAGUACACCUAAUUCUUCAAAAUUUGAAAGUCUAUUACCAUUAGAAGAACUGUUGCCUGUCGAUGAUGUCUCAUUAUUAUCAUUAAACCAGAUUACUUCAAUUUUAGCAUAUUUUACAAAUUCAAAAUUUUUAAAAAUAAUUUUCUUAUCAAUCGAUUAUGGAAAUUUAUAUGAAUUAUAUAUUGAUUAUUCAUGCUUAUUAGAAUAUUUUCUUGAAAGUAAAUCGACUACUACUAUAUUAAAAAACCUUAAACGAUUGACAACAACUGAAUGCAACUUCGAUUAUUUUCAGGUUUUAAAGUAUUUUUCACUAACAAAACUUGAAUAUUUAAGUUUAGUGUUUUCUUCUCAGUGUGAAGGAAACAAAAUGAAUUUUCAAGAUAAUUUAAGUCAAACACUUAUUUCAACAACGAAUCUAAUGACAUUUCGUAUUCAAUUCUAUGGUAACGAUAUGAUUGAUAUUGUUGAAUAUUUAUUACAGACAUUUAAUAUAAAUGAAUAUUAUCGUUCUAAAAAUGUAAAACGUAAUCUUAUAUACAAUUAUUUGAUUUUAUACAUGAACAAUACAUGA
Molecule: messenger RNA, 1323 nt
Organism: Didymodactylos carnosus
Lineage: Eukaryota; Metazoa; Rotifera; Eurotatoria; Philodinida; Philodinidae
Source: the annotation of a GenBank genome assembly